Molecule: messenger RNA, 1024 nt
Organism: Phodopus roborovskii (desert hamster)
Lineage: Eukaryota; Metazoa; Chordata; Mammalia; Rodentia; Cricetidae
Gene: Ppp6c
Product: protein phosphatase 6 catalytic subunit
Exons: 7
Coding region: 64-981 (305 amino acids)
Biological process (GO): peptidyl-serine dephosphorylation; G1/S transition of mitotic cell cycle
Cellular component (GO): cytoplasm
Molecular function (GO): protein serine/threonine phosphatase activity
Source: RefSeq, a predicted model, not a curated record
CCUCCAGUACUACGUCUGCUGUCUCUGCCGCCGUCGCCGCUGCCGCGGCUUGUUCUUCCUAAAAUGGCGCCGCUGGAUCUGGACAAGUAUGUGGAGAUAGCGCGGCAGUGCAAGUACCUUCCCGAGAACGACCUGAAGCGGCUGUGUGACUAUGUUUGUGAUCUACUCUUGGAAGAGUCAAAUGUUCAGCCAGUGUCAACACCAGUAACAGUGUGUGGAGACAUACAUGGACAGUUCUAUGAUCUUUGUGAACUGUUCAGAACUGGAGGUCAGGUUCCUGACACAAACUACAUAUUUAUGGGUGAUUUUGUAGACAGAGGUUACUAUAGUUUGGAGACCUUCACUUAUCUUCUUGCACUAAAGGCUAAAUGGCCUGAUCGUAUUACACUUUUAAGAGGAAAUCAUGAGAGUAGACAGAUAACACAGGUGUAUGGAUUUUAUGAUGAGUGCCAAACCAAAUAUGGAAAUGCUAAUGCCUGGAGAUAUUGUACCAAAGUUUUUGACAUGCUCACAGUAGCAGCUUUAAUAGAUGAGCAAAUUUUGUGUGUUCAUGGCGGCUUAUCUCCUGAUAUAAAAACACUGGAUCAAAUUCGAACCAUUGAACGAAAUCAGGAAAUUCCUCACAAAGGAGCAUUUUGUGACCUGGUUUGGUCAGAUCCUGAAGAUGUUGACACUUGGGCAAUCAGUCCCAGAGGAGCAGGUUGGCUUUUUGGAGCAAAAGUCACAAAUGAGUUUGUUCAUAUCAACAACUUAAAACUCAUCUGCAGAGCACAUCAACUUGUGCACGAAGGCUAUAAGUUUAUGUUUGAUGAGAAGCUGGUCACAGUGUGGUCUGCUCCUAACUACUGCUAUCGAUGUGGAAACAUUGCUUCCAUCAUGGUCUUCAAAGAUGUCAAUACAAGAGAACCAAAGUUAUUCCGGGCAGUUCCAGAUUCAGAGCGUGUUAUUCCUCCCAGAACCACGACACCAUAUUUCCUUUGAGGCCAUUGCCAUCCCACUGGCCUACUUUUUGCCCUCUUUUACU